Mollisia scopiformis is the source of this 369-nucleotide messenger RNA. RefSeq lists its product as uncharacterized. The record is from RefSeq and is a predicted model, not a curated record. Lineage: Eukaryota; Fungi; Ascomycota; Leotiomycetes; Helotiales; Mollisiaceae. Bases 1 to 369 code for a protein of 122 amino acids. The transcript has 2 exons.
AUGGCUGUACAGUCCAAGCUGGCUGUCCGCCAUGCCAUUAUCCUGUUCUUCGGGAUACAGGUUGCUGCAAGACCAGUUGUGGAUCCUAUCCUACAACCCCCGACUUUGCUCUACGACCGAUCGAAUGCAACCACCGAUACUCACGCAAAUCCCUCGCGUUCAAGUCAGAUGGUACCAGUUGGUCAGCAGGGUUUCCCUGGCGAAAUGCUACAAGAACGUGGUAUAAUGCCAGGCGGAUUCAAGGUCGAAAUGCCAGCUGGGUACGGCGCACCUGAGAUCGAUCUCUGGAAAAAAAUGGACUAUGGAUUCAUUCCCAUUGAGAGAAACCGAUCAGAUCAUUUUUUGGACUGGCAAACAAUCAAUGGCUGA